CUGAACACGAGCACCGCAACGUGCGCGUGCACGUGCAACCGCGCGGCCCCGCGCCACUUUUCUGGUGAUUGCUACAUUUGGGCCGAAUGUAACUAUCGGCGCUCAUCUUAUUAGAAAACCAAUGUAUGGGCGGACAUGGUGAAAACAGCAUCAUUUAAAAUACACUGAUAAACCGAGACAAAAAGAAGGUGAAAAAUGUCGGAUAUAGUGGGUUUUCACUCGCAGCUGGCCUCCAUCAUGGAGGUGUUGGCUAACGCGGCCGUGGCGGAGAUCUGCAAGCUGGUGGACGAUGGAUACGCGCUGCUGCGCUGGGAAAUGUCGCAAAGCCAAAAGGAGAACGAGCAGCUGAGGAGGAAAUUACGGGUGAUGGAGAUGAAGAUGUCGAAGGGAUGCUCGGAGAGAGGGAGAGUCCCGUCCAGCCCAGGCGACAAUCAGAAAGCAGAAAGCAAUGAGACAGUUCUGGAAGCAUCUCUUAUUAGGAAGGAGCCGCGUAAAGAGGGGAGACAGCGGCCUCCACAGGAAAAAGCUGUGCAGUCCAUUGCUGAUGGUAAUGAGAAGGCAGCCGCUUUGGACGAAGAGACUUCGCCCGGUAAAAGCACAGAGGAGCUUGCCGAUGAGCACAGGAGCAGUCACGGUGCUUGGGAGGUCAGUGGAUUGGAGACUGUCCUGAAGGCAGAGCCUGAGAAGGAGAGUGUAAAGCAGAGGCCCCUGCUUACAGGAACUGAGUGCAGGGCGGAGGGUGUGAGCGGCCUGGCCUGCGAGUUCACGGUGUGUCAGAGAGCCGGGCAUCUGGGGAGCUGCUUCACCCCCGGGAGCUCUGGCCCGGAGCCCGGCGACAGCUCUUAUGCUGCAGACAUGGACUCGGAGGGCCUGUCGACACAGACUCUUCCUCCUGCAGAGACCAGUGGUGCCAGCAGCCUGUCCUCUCUAGGUGCUACUGAUGUGAAGCCAGACAUAAUUGUUGAUUCUUUAACAAUUAAACUUGAGGGCGAUAUGCAGUCAGCAUGGAACAAGGAGGCUACACUUGGGAAAGCUCACACACAACCUCAAUUUUAUAGAGAAGAUGGGGAGCAAGAAGGAAUUCAGCCAGAAAUUGUGGCCAGUAUGUACCCAGCACAUAAUCAGACGGUAGAGAACACAAUUUCUGAAUGUGACGAGCCAGACAGGAGUGAAUAUGCAGCAUUCUUGAUGUCAGACACCCCUGAGAGCCAGCACAGUCUCGGUACAGCUGAGAGAGGGUUUAUUUGCAGAUUUUGUGGGAUGAGUUUCUCUCGUCUAAAGAAGUUUGAAGAACACCAAAGAGGCCACACCGGUGAGAAGCCAUUUAGCUGCGUACACUGUGGCAAGCAGUUCUCCCAGUCAUGUAACCUUAAAAUGCACCAAAGCAUUCACACGGGCAAGAGACAGUUUCCAUGUGUGCAGUGUGGGAAGAGUUUCAUGUCUUCAAGGGACCUUAAAGUUCACCAGAACGUUCAUACUGGGGAGCGGCCUUUCUGCUGUGUGAUGUGUGGCAGGAGUUUCUCUCACCCAAGUAAUCUCAAAAGGCAUCAGAGGCGAUGUAGCCCCAGGAAGUGCUCACCAUAUCCACUGAGUAACAGGACUGCCUUAAAGCGCGAUCUGGAAAUCCCUCUGAAAUAGCGACAAAGCACCGGGGACCAUUUGCCUCAUACUGCCUUAUUCCCUUUCUGUCUUUCCUUUAAAAUUCAGUAUGUAUUGUUGUAAAACAAUUGUUGAUUUUAUUUUACAUUUGAUUUUUAGUGUAGUGUGUAUAUAUAGUAGAUAUUUGGUGCAGCUGGCUGAAUUGCCUGUAAGGGACAAGUUGUAAUUAUUUAUUAAAAAUUAGGUUUUAAUCCUCAGUUCUACAUGGUAGAAGAAUGGUGGCAGUUGAAAGUGUGUCGAGCUGUAAAGCUGUAAAAUACUUCAGGAUGCAUUGUUGUGCUGAAGUCUGCACCGAAUGAACUUUGUGGGGAUGUAUUUCUUCCAGCUGAGCGUGACUUGUGUGUUUUUCUUGAGAAGCGCUAAAAGGAUAAGAUGACAGGUGGUGUUUAUCAUGAGCAUGUCGGGUGUAACUCGACAUUCAGGUACAGUGUUUAUCUGACUGCAGUAGUUCACAGGCGCCGAUUCCCCAAAUCUGCUGUAUGAAAAACAUGUGUCACCCCUGUAUUAAAUUUUAUUUUUCUUCAGGAAGGUAAUACCCAUCAGGUAAAUUUAAAUAAUAAUUUACAUUUUCUUCUGUAUUUCUCUUACAGAUAUACAAAACACACACUUGGCCUAUGUUCAUGCUUUUGAAUCAUGUUUACUGUAUGUAAAUAAUUUGUUGCAUCCUUAAAUUAGAUAAUAUACUCUUGAAGAGACUUCAGCAAAAUCAUAUCUGUAAAAUAUGUAAGCACAUUGGGUUUCUUUCAAUGUGGGCAGCUGCAAAACAAAUGGCUCAAUGUAUCUACAUAAAAAAAUAAAAUGUUUCUUUAAUCUG
Messenger RNA from Paramormyrops kingsleyae, 2473 nucleotides. RefSeq lists its product as uncharacterized. NCBI's taxonomy places the organism in Eukaryota, Metazoa, Chordata, Actinopteri, Osteoglossiformes, Mormyridae. Gene Ontology annotation, biological process: regulation of transcription by RNA polymerase II. Gene Ontology annotation, molecular function: DNA-binding transcription factor activity, RNA polymerase II-specific; RNA polymerase II cis-regulatory region sequence-specific DNA binding. Gene Ontology annotation, cellular component: transcription regulator complex; chromatin; PcG protein complex. The record is from RefSeq and is a predicted model, not a curated record.